Molecule: messenger RNA, 912 nt
Organism: Plenodomus lingam JN3
Lineage: Eukaryota; Fungi; Ascomycota; Dothideomycetes; Pleosporales; Leptosphaeriaceae
Source: RefSeq, a predicted model, not a curated record
AUGAACCACACGCGCAAAGACUCUCAAGGUGGCGAUGUCGUCGCCGACAUCCACUACUUCGCAGCCACCGGCACCCCAAUCACGACUGAAAUGUGGAAGAUGCCCAUCUUAGGAGAACCCACCGAAUUCACAAGACGAAUGACCAUCCACGAUGCCCGAAGAUCCAACCAGCAAUUCCACCUCGACACAAACGGCUUCCAGUUCCUCACACUGCCCCCCACGAAACGAGUCACGGCCGACGACGACGAAGAAACUAUCAAACGUGAAUACUACCCUGAACUCGAGCAAAUCGUAAAAGACUUGUAUGAAACCACCAACGAAUCCUAUUCCAAUCAUCACGUAACAGGCGCAACAACCGCCCACGUCUUCAACCACGUCAUCCGCGCCCACAUCCACCCCCCCACCCAAUCCACCCCAGACUCCCAAGGCCGCUGGCCUCAAAUCCCCUCCAGCCACCCACACGUCGACUACGCAAGCGACCCCGCCUUCCUCGCCGGCACACAGCGCGAACUCAACCUCCCAGCCCCCAUCGCCGCCCUCUUCCACACCAGCCCGCGCUUCGCCCUACUCGGGCUCUGGCGGCCGCUCAAACAGGUGCGGCGGGAUCCGCUGGCCGUGUGCGAUGCCGCCACGGUGCCGGACGCGGAUUACCAGGUGCGGCUGCGCGAGUUCAAGAGGACGGGGGUGAAGUCGGGGAAUUAUGUGUUGAGUCAUGGAGAGGAGGGGGAGCGUCAUGAGUGGUGGUAUUUGUCGGGGAUGCGUGAGGAUGAGAUGGUGGUGUUUAAGGGGUUCGAUACGUGGCAGGAUUUGCCGGGGUGGAGGUGUCCGCAUACGGCGUUUAGGCUGGAGGGGAGUGAGGGGGAGGAACCGAGGGAGAGUAUUGAGGCGCGUGUGGUGUGUUUUUGGGACUGA